Molecule: messenger RNA, 1607 nt
Organism: Oldenlandia corymbosa var. corymbosa
Lineage: Eukaryota; Viridiplantae; Streptophyta; Magnoliopsida; Gentianales; Rubiaceae
Source: the annotation of a GenBank genome assembly
GUGACAGAGUGCAAAGGAAGGAAGGAGUACAAGUUUACGAAUUCUACGUCAUUCUUCAAAAGUCCAAUCCAUGAAUAAAAACUUAACCUUGGUUAAUAUGAAUUACAAGCAUAAACCCACAUCCCUCCAAAUUAAGAGCAUAGUAAAAACCCACUACUAAUUUUUAUUUUGGAGUUUGGAAAUUAUAUAAAACAGUGGAGAGGAUAAAGACUCAAUCUUUGAAGAGUUGAGAGACUCUGUUUCUUUGUUCUGGUGAAGUGAAAGGGGGAAAAAAACAAAUGGCGGGAUGGUGGAAAAACAAGAGGGAAGUGAAAUUGCUGGUGAACAUCAUGUUUCCACUCUGUAUUCACUGGAUUGCUGAAGAGAUGGCUCAUUCUGUUCUUGUGGAUGUUACCACUAAUGCUCUCUGUCCUGAUCAUUCCUCUUGUUCUCAAGUUAUCUACAUUAAUGGCGUCCAGCAAACUGUUAUUGGAAUCUUCAAAAUGAUGGUUCUUCCAGCUUUAGGACAACUCUCAGAUGAGUACGGUCGAAAGCCUACCCUCUUGGUUGCUAUAUCUGCCAGUAUUGCUCCUUUCACUUUGAUUGCUAUCAGUGAUUCAAAGGGCUUUGUGUAUGCUUAUUUCGUGCUUCGUACUAUUUCAUCUAUCCUAAGUCAAGGAAGUAUUUUCUGCAUUACUGCUGCUUAUAUGGCAGAUGUUCUGGAUGAUAACAAGAAAACCUCAGCUUUUAGCUGGAUGAUGGGCCUUUUCUCUACUUCUCAUGUCCUGGGGAACAUUAUUGCCCGUUUUCUUCCUGAAAAGUACACUUUUGAGGUUUCUGUUCCCCUGUUGAUUUUUGUUCCUGUUUAUAUGAUUCUGUAUAUGACUGAGACCGUGACUCCAGCUUCAAAAAAGGACCAUUCUUUGCCAUUCUCGAAGAGCAUACUAAAGAUCGUGCGUGAACGAUAUGAAUCAAUGAGAUAUACAGCAAAUAUUGUCAGCAUCAACCCAACUCUGAAGCGGGUUAAUCUUGUUUUAUUCUUCUAUGAAUUGGGGAUGUCUAGCAUCAACAGCACCUUACUGUAUUAUCUGAAAGCAGCUUUUGGAUUCGACAAAAAUCAAUUCUCCGAAAUUAUGAUUGUUGUAGGAGUUGGUUCCAUUAUUUCCCAGUUGGUGGUGCUUCCUAUCAUCAACCCUUUGGUUGGAGAGAGAAUAAUCCUAUGCACAUCGUUAUUCUCAACUACAGCAUAUGCGCUGCUUUAUGGUUUGGCAUGGGCUCCAUGGGUACCCUACUUAAGUGCUUCUCUAGGGGUUGUUAACGUUCUUGUCAAACCUUGUACCUAUGCGCUCAUAUCCAAAGCAGCUGGUCCAAGUGAUCAGGGAAAGGCGCAGGGAUUUAUAGCCGGUGUACAGUCCAUUUCCAGCUUGUUGUCGCCAUUAGUUAUGACUCCUUUGACCUCACUAUUCCUGUCAGAAGAUGCGCCAUUCAACUGCAAAGGUUUUAGCUUCGUAUGCGCAUCUGUAUCUGUGGCUGUAUCACUUGUUUUGGUGUGUUCGCUAAAGCCGGCUCCCCCAAGCAAGACCUUGGAGGUUGAUGAAGAAAACAUUGAAGCCCCCCUGUUGUCAUAG